This is a messenger RNA of Moneuplotes crassus, 928 nucleotides long. The record is from the annotation of a GenBank genome assembly. NCBI's taxonomy places the organism in Eukaryota, Ciliophora, Spirotrichea, Euplotida, Euplotidae.
CCCAAUGAUGACAAAUUUUGGCAUACAGCCUGGGCUAGGCAGGAAGCGGAAGAAGCCAGAGAGGGAUAUGAUCGAUGAAAUGCUUGCAGAAGAAGAGAAUGAGGAUCUUUCUAACCAGAAAAGAGCGAAGACUGAAGAAGGGAGUGAUAGAUUGAUUGAGAAUACUAAGAGGAGGGAGAUGAAAGAACAAAACUCUGGCAAAGAGAAGGUCCAAAAUACUGAGAUCAGUAGAAAGACAGGAAAGCUAAUCGUGAAGGUCUACGAAGUGCUUGACAAGAACUCUUUUGAUCAUUUCCGAAAAGUCAUGAAAAAGGUGAACAAAAAGGUGUACACACAUGCAGACAGCAUCAUCAACGAUAUCCUGAUAGCAUUCUUUAACUCAAGUAUUGGAGUUGCAGAUUUGAACUCAGAGAUUUCACCGGUAGAAGUCCCGCUUUAUUUGGACCGAAAGGAUCUAUCCACACAGUUAGCAAUGUACAUGCCCCGAGACAUCAGGCCUAAGUAUAAGGAAAUGCUUAGCAAUUUCUAUACUAAGUAUGAGAGCCACCAUAAGAAUGCUAGAAGUGCUGUUAAGAGACAGGCCAAGACCAAGCCAAAGGAAAUUAAAAAUAAGAUUGACGAAAUCGCCAAAAGAAGAGCUGAUAUUAAGAAAAUGAAGAAAAAGGAAGAAAUAGAUAAGAUGAUGAUGAGAAAAAUCGCUGAAAACACUGAGGAUAGUAAGGGAGAUGAGCCUGAGCCUGAAAACGAUAUCUUCUGAAUGGUUUGCUAUAAGAACGACAACCUCUAUGUCGCUAAAUGUGGCCAUUAUGCAUGUAAGGUGUGCUGGGACUCAUGGCUUGAGAGAUAUCUUGAAUGCCCAAAAUGCAGAAAUAGGACUAGAAAGAACCAGAUUGUCCCUCAGUCACAAGAAGAUGUCUUUAAAAAAUAG